This is a messenger RNA of Tribolium madens (black flour beetle), 1769 nucleotides long. It is a transcript of the gene Otd-2, whose product is annotated as homeobox protein OTX1-like. Gene Ontology annotation, cellular component: nucleus. Gene Ontology annotation, biological process: regulation of transcription by RNA polymerase II. Gene Ontology annotation, molecular function: RNA polymerase II cis-regulatory region sequence-specific DNA binding; DNA-binding transcription factor activity, RNA polymerase II-specific. The transcript is spliced from 8 exons. Lineage: Eukaryota; Metazoa; Arthropoda; Insecta; Coleoptera; Tenebrionidae. Bases 236 to 1144 code for a protein of 302 amino acids. The record is from RefSeq and is a predicted model, not a curated record.
ACUCGCUAAUGAUAGUUGUUUCGCUUGUUACAUCAAGUGAUAAAAAUAUUGCAGUGUUUAUAGGAAUAUUCUACAGUGAGUGCGUUAAAGUGAUCUUCUUUCACAUUCACCGGUUUCAGUCUCUAGUUUGUCUUAAUCUUCUACUUCCUGACAUAAUAAACUACGACCAAACUGCAAUAAAUAUUUUCUCCGACGGCCUUACCUUAACAAGAUCAAUUAAUGAGGACCAAAGUAGAUGUGGUCAAACAGCCUCACUGCUGGAUGCAAUCCCGACAGCGAAUUAUUUCCGGGUUUUGGAAGCACUUGCGGCGGAAGUUCCUCAAGUAUGGCUUAUUUAAAGUCGGCCCCUUACCCCGUGCCAGGUUUAGGCUUGCAUGGACUUCCAGUAGAUUCUCUCCAUUCGUCCAUGGCUGGAUACCCAGCAGGUAAUCAACGAAAACAGCGUCGGGAGAGAACGACCUUCACCAGGGCUCAACUCGACGUCCUGGAGGCCCUCUUCGGAAAGACGCGAUAUCCUGACAUUUUUAUGAGAGAAGAAGUCGCACUCAAAAUUAAUCUGCCAGAAUCCAGAGUUCAGGUGUGGUUUAAAAAUCGUCGAGCAAAGUGUCGCCAACAGCAAAAGCAGCAUAACCAGCAACAAAGCGUCGAAAAAAGCUCGAAACUAAAGAACAAAAGUGCUACAAUUCUGACAAAAACAUCACCAACACCAGUUUCUAUAAACAACAACACUAGUACGAGUUCUUCAGCAAGCUCACCGAGCGUCACGGCAGCGCCACACCUUAGAGACAGUCCAAACUAUAUCAAGCCCCAACUCCAUGUAUCUACAGGAAGCACCAGCUCACCAACGAUUGCAUCGGCAACUUAUACAAAUUCUGCAAAUUCGAGCAUUUGGUCGCCGGCGUCAAUAGAUAGUUUUACUUUGGAGCAACACCGGUCUUGGUGCUCGUCUUCACAACCGGUUUUGAGCACUACUAACUCAACUACAAACUGCUAUAACAAUUACCCUUAUUAUUCUAAUAUGGAUUAUCUGAGUUCGUCGACAAUGAGCCACUCGCAGUUUGGGGAGAAUGGCUUGGAAACUAGUUGGGGAAAAUCCCGGGAUGAAUCCUCUUGGUUCUACAAUUCAGGAUGGGAGCGGAAAUGAAAAGAAACAGCCGGAAGAAGUAAAUAGAAUUCCAAUUUUUAGUCAAGUUUUAAUAACUUACUGAAUGUUAAAAUUUUAACAUCAAUCAGAACAUUUAAUGAAUAACGUUUACUUAUGUACAAAAAUAUUCACUUUUGUUCUGCAUUUAUCAAAAUUGCAAUAGGAAAUAUUUUUAUAACAUUGCCUCUCUGAAUAUUCGCUUUUGAUUCUAUGAUACCUACUAAUGUGCAAUAACUUAAAAAUCAACACAUGACAUUUCAUAUCACUAAUUAUGUAUAUAAUUACCUAGAUGGAAACCAUUCUGUACAUUAUUAGUGUACAAGUAGAUGUAUAGUUUUGACCAAUACAAUAAAUUUUACGAAUUUAUCAUACUUAAAUAAGAAAUGCUCUAAUAUUUACUAGUCAAAUAAUUGUGCCAAAUGGGCAGUUGGAAUGUAUUUCAUCGAAAUAUCAUUUGAUAAUUUUUAUAUAAUUCCAUGUACAUAUCUUUAGAUUAGUUUGAAAGAUAUCUGUCUAAUGUUCAGUGAUCGUUAGGAAAUUAAUUUAAGGGCCUAAAUUAAGUAAACGAAAAAACACAGAUUAGACUUAAUGUUUCCUGUAAAAAGUUUAUUUCUAUUUAAAUACA